UACAGUGGAAGGCUGUGCCUCGAGUACGUCUACCCGAGUAUCCACUCGAGCGGUUCACACUUGUAUGUGGGCCUCUACUUGUAUUCUUACACUGGUAAAGCUGAACUUAGCCAUUAUUUGUCGUUUUAAUAUCGGCUCAAGUAUAUACCAAACACAUUGAACAGUGCUUUCGUAUUACGUUUGUACUGUUAACGUUUAUGUCGUCAACAGUUAAGGAAACAACAACGCCCACCUGUGGUAAGGCGACAGUUAACAUAUGUUCCGUGGUUUAGGAAACACGAGGUUUUGGUGACACGUAAGAAAUGGAGGUAUGCUUGUUUUGAAGUAGUACACGGAGAUACACGAGUGAUAUAUGAGGUAACUUGAAGCAGACGGAAACUCUUUUACGCGGAAGCGAAUGUGUUUGGACUUAUGCGGUUCAUCCAUUUUUAUAUGUAGUCUGUUCACAGUUCCCUUUGACAAACUGUGAUAGUUGUCUUUAUAAAAAAAGACUAGUUUGUAAACCGCUGAACUACACGAAACAGACAUGAAGAAAUUGACAUUAUUUUUACUGGGAUUGGGAAUAGCAGUGUAUGUUCUGAUAGGGGGCGCUGUGAUGAUGGCGUUGGAAUCGUCAAACGAAUCGGACACGAAAACCACCUCAAGAUCCACCUUCACCAACUUCUUAGCAGCUCAGACGUGUGUGUCGUCUGCGGAGCUCGAGACCUUCGUCAAGGCCGUCAUUACCGCGUAUGACCAGGGUAUCAUCGCCACUGAACAGACAGACAGCGCCUCGCUCUGGGACUACGUUAACUCCGUCUUCUUCUCCAUGACGGCCGUCACAACUAUUGGAUAUGGUAAUCAGACUCCAGCCACAAGUGGGGGUCGUGCCUUCAUCGUGGUAUUCGCCCUUAUAGGGAUACCUUUGGUCGCAGUGUUUCUGUCCGGGAUUGGGGAUAAAAUCGCGGGGCUCACAAAGUCAUUCCAAGAGAAGCAAUUCUCUAAGAACCACGAAGUCGCCGAGCAUCGUCUGAAGGCUGUGAUCAUUCCAAUUACCGGUCUGGUUAUUUUACUUUUCGUACCGGCCGCCAUUUUCUCCGCCGUUGAGGAUUGGAACUACGGCGAAGCCUUGUACUAUUGUCUAAUUACUCUAACAACGAUAGGAUUUGGGGAUUUUGUAAUUGGUACUCAAGACGCCACCUACCGGUUAGCAUAUCGUCUGCUCACGCUCAUUUGGAUAAUGUUAGGACUGGCAUACGUGGCAGCGCUCAUCUCCCAAGCACAGGCCAUGUACACACAAGUUACGGACAAAAUUGACACAAAAGUCCAAAAGGAUGACGACAAAAAAACAAACCACGAAGGUAGCAAGACAAAGAUCGUUGCUGCAAACGGCGAGGAGGGAAAACGUACCGGAAUCACAGAACUUUGAACAGUUGCUGGA
Messenger RNA from Mizuhopecten yessoensis (Yesso scallop), 1420 nucleotides. Its product is annotated as potassium channel subfamily K member 2-like. The record is from RefSeq and is a predicted model, not a curated record. The transcript has 6 exons. Gene Ontology annotation, cellular component: membrane. Gene Ontology annotation, biological process: potassium ion transmembrane transport; stabilization of membrane potential. Gene Ontology annotation, molecular function: potassium ion leak channel activity. Lineage: Eukaryota; Metazoa; Mollusca; Bivalvia; Pectinida; Pectinidae. The coding region runs from base 527 to 1408 and encodes 293 amino acids.